CAGUUUUUAAUGCUCAUCAUUGCCGAAAAGAGCAGGCGCGAGAUUCCAACAAUCAAUUCAAUGAUACCCUUGAAUCCUUCCUAACGAUGCAACCAUAAUAAUAAGUGUGCAUUUGCAAGUGUAAUGCGGGUUGUUUCGACUCGUACCAAUAUGUCAUAGUUUCAAGGGGCGACCAUUGCGAUGUGGUUGGCCCUUUCACGCUCCAUGAUGAGGGAGAGGAGGUUUCUGACAAGCUGCCAAUUUUCAGUCGUGACACGAAAGAACGGGGUUCCCAUCCGUCUCAACUUUUCAACCCAAGAUCUUUUUGUCAUCGUCGGCAACCAUUCGAAACACCGAUAAGCUUCCAUGCAGGCAACCGUGUAAUCCGACCAUGUUGAGACAAGGAUUUCGUUCGCUCCGAACAUUGACGGGCAAAUCAUCUGAAAUCUACCACAGAGUGUCCGAUCAAGUAGUCACGCCACUCCUUCGACGCUAUCUCGAUCCAGAAGUUGCUCACAAUGUGGCACUAGACUUUGCUCGCAAGGGAUUUGCUCUUCGGCAUCGACCUUCACCGAUGGAAGACCGGGUCAACGUCAAAAUUUCCAUGUCAUUUGAUACGACAAUCCAUGAAAGCAAUGGGGACAACAACAGCAGCAACAGCAAUAAUGAGAACAAGAGAUUUGCCUUGCAGUUCCCCAAUCCAAUCGGCUUGGCAGCUGGAUUUGACAAGGAUGGGGAGGCAAUUCAACCUCUGAUGGAUAUGGGGUUUGGAUUCGUCGAAAUUGGAACUGUCACUCCAAAGCCACAACCUGGGAAUCCCAAGCCACGCAUGUUCCGGUUAGCAGACGAUCUCGGCAUUAUCAACAGGUAUGGCUUUAAUUCCAAGGGGGCGGAUGCCGUGGAAGAAAAUGUGAAAGCAUUCCGACAAACUCAGCUGAGAGAAAGCAGUGAACUCGAGUCGAAAGAUGGCUCCUCCAUAAUGUCUUUUCAAUCCAUUGCGACUGCCGUGUUUCCAACUCCGAAACCAGCUCAAGGUUUGCUGGGGAUCAACAUUGGCAAGAACAAGACCACUGAAGAUGCCAAAACAGACUACGUGAAGAACAUUCUACAAUUGGGAUCCUAUGCGGAUUAUUUGGUCAUCAACAUUUCAUCGCCCAACACGCCCAACUUGCGGGAUCUACAAAAGGCUCAGGCCAUGGGCGAACUUAUCCAAGCCUGUCUGGAAGCAAGGAAACGACUCUCCAAACCAGUCCCCUUGUUGGUAAAGCUUUCACCAGACUUGACAACAGAAGAGUUGAAAAGCAUGGUCCCUGUCUUGCGACUAGUGGAUGGCGUGGUUGUUACCAAUACUACCAAUCAACGGCCCAAAGAACUAGUUUCAAAGCAUCACGUCGAGGAAAUGGGAGGCCUGUCUGGAGCCCCGAUCAAAGAUAAGAGUACCGAGGUCAUUCGACAAUUGUACAAGGAAAUGAAUGGCAACGUCUUUAUUGUCGGAGUCGGGGGUAUUGGAAGCGGCGAAGAUGCGUACGAAAAGCUCAAGGCAGGAGCCAGCGUGGUUCAGUUGUACAGUUUGAUGGUGUAUGAUGGGCCCGGUUGCGUAAGUCGAAUUAGGCACGACUUGGCAACCAUAAUGGAUCAACGGGGUCACAAGUGUCUAGAAGACAUUAUUGGGAGAGACCAUGAGGAGAUCUUUUGGAGAAAACAGCAAGAACGACAUGAAAUGUCACUGUCCAAAGAAAAUACCAUGAUUGUAGAGUAGACUACGUCAAUGGUAAUGUAGAAAGGGAUAUCCUGUACACUCUAUUUAACUAUUCGUAUCUUGUUGG
This is a messenger RNA of Seminavis robusta, 1805 nucleotides long. NCBI's taxonomy places the organism in Eukaryota, Bacillariophyta, Bacillariophyceae, Naviculales, Naviculaceae. The record is from the annotation of a GenBank genome assembly.